AGCGCUGGGAGUUGUAGUUCCCUUCUCUCCGCCCUGCCCCCGGAGCUGCCCGCGGGGCUGCGGCUUUCUGCCCGCCUGGAGCGAGAGGGGAAGGACGGGGCACGGCUCCGGCGUGAGGGGAUCUGUUUCCAUACACAGAAAAGCAGACAAAAAUGUGAAGAAAGAAGAGUGAUGUUUAUGCUAUAAAUACCUCCAAAAAACCCAACAAGCCUUCCGGAGUGGAUGUGUUUACAGUCUCCGGGGAUGAUAAUAGGAAGGACACCGGGCUGAAGACUGGGACACUGAGAAACAGAAAAGAGACUUUCCUUGCAGUCAGACACAGAUGAGUAUGGAUGGACUUAUCCUGCCUUGAUCCCUCAUUAGGAGUUUUCUCCCCUGACUGUGAAAACAAUCACUGGGAACAUCAUUGCCUCUGGAAGGCACCUGAGCCAGCGGACACCAGCUGAAGACUUUGACUCCAGUUUGCUUCCUGAUCCCAAAUUCAGCCCCUCUUACAGCUGGAAACAAAGAUGGAUAAGAUACUGGAAGCUGUGGUGAUGUCCUCAUACCCCAACAAUGUGAAGCAAGGGCUUGUGAGGCGCGUCAUUGAGGCAUCAAAGCAGCCCAUGGACAGCGAGCAAUGCUGGUCCAUGCUGGAGCUGUGCACCAAGCUUUAUCUCGUGGGAGACACAAAAUAUAAAAGAGAGAUCGGGAAAGAGGUUUUGGAGGUCUAUGGUCACUACCACCCAGAGGAAUUUGAGGAGUUCUUCAAUGUCCGCUUCCUACUGAGUCUCCUCCAGGAAGGCUACGGGCCUCUGGGGAAGAGAAGCCAUUAUGUACUUGAUUAUAUCCAGUUAGGACUGCAGUUUGUCUUGGAAAGUCCAUCAGCAAACAGCAUUUUUAGCUUAUUGAGGAUCGAGGUGCUCCGGAAGGUCUGUGAGAGGCCCAGCCCCAAGCAGUGUGCAAAGAUCAGCAAACUCUUAACUCAGCAUCCUCAGUGCAUCCCCACAGGCAAACACCAGGUCCUGUUUUGUCAGCAGCUGAUACGGUGCAUUGGGCAGUUUCAGUGUGUCUCUGAGGGGGAAGAUGACAUCAUGGAGUUUUUGGAGCAGGUGAACAAGGUGAGCGGUCUGCUGCAGAGGAUCUGGAGGACUCAGACCUCGGCCAUCCUGCCCUCACUGAAGGAGCUGUUCACUAUCAUUUCUUCAACAGAGGAGCAGGAGGUGCCAUCCAAUGCCUUGGCCAGCGUGGUCCAAUUUGUCCCUCUGGAGCUCAUGGAUGGUGUCAUAAGAAACCUAACCAAUGAUGACAGCAUCACCGAUGUGCAAAUGAUGAUGGCCAUUGGCAGGAUGAUCGACUGGGUAUCAUGGCCCCUGGGAAAGAACAUAGACAAGUGGAUCAUUGCUCUGCUGAAGGGUUUGGCUGCAGUGAAAAAGUUCAGCAUCUUGAUUGAAGUUACUCUUUCAAAAAUUGAAAAGGUCUUCUCCAAGCUGCUGUACCCCAUUGUGAGAGAGGGAGCUUUGUCUGUCCUACAGUACAUGCUCUUGAGCUUCCAGCACUCCCAUGAAGCGUUUCACUUGCUGCUCCCUCACAUCCCCAGGCUGGUGGCAUCGCUGAAGAAGGAGGACUCCAACUCUGCCACCAGCUCCCUGGAGCAGCUGGCUGAGCUCAUACACUGCAUGUUCUUCCGCUUCUCAGGAUUUCCAGAUCUCUAUGAACCAGUGUUGGAAGCUAUAAAAGCUCUUCCAAUUCCAAACGAAGACCGGAUUAAACAUCUCUUGGGGCAGAAUGCUUGGACUUCCCAGAAGAAUGAGCUGGCCUGCUUCUACCCACGCCUGGCCUCCAAAUCAGAGACAGGGAAGAUCGGCUUAAUUAACUUGGGAAACACUUGCUACAUGAACAGUGUCAUACAGUCUCUUUUCAUGGCUUCGGACUUUCGGCAUUCAGUGUUGAAUUUAACUGAGGGCAACUCCCAGCCCCUGAUGACAAAACUCCAGUGGCUCUUUGCAUUUUUGGAGCACAGUCAGCGACCUGCCAUCUCACCUGAGAGCUUCUUCUCUGCCUCCUGGCCACCCUGGUUUACCCCCGGUGCUCAGCAGGACUGCUCGGAGUAUCUCAAGUACCUCCUGGAUCGAUUACAUGAAGAAGAAAAAACUGGAAAGAGGAUCUACCAGAAGCUCAAGGAAUCCAGCUUGAUGUCUCAAGCCAUGGAGCAUCAUUCCUUAAACAAGACAUUGAUCGAGAAGAUGUUUGGGGGAAAAAUGAUGACAAAGAUUCGUUGCUUGAAGUGUCUGAACAUCUCCUCUCGAGAAGAAGCCUUCACAGAUCUGUCGUUGGCGUUCCCCCCGCCAGAUAGGCCCAUAUGCAGGCUGGGAAGCACCUCUGUUUUACCCGUGGAAGAAAUCGGCCCACAGUUCAUUGAGCCCCCCAAAACCCCAAGCCAGCCAACAGGGUCUCCCUGGGUCCGGAGGAAGCCCCCCGUGUCUGGAGAUCCCGCAGCCCAACCGGUGCUGGUGGAAACACUGGGUUUUCGGGAGCCCAGAGAAACAGCACAUCCCUUAAGCAACAAUGCUGUUGGUGUGGAUACCAAAGAUCCUCACUUGGCUUUUGGGGAGCAGACAUGUGCUCCUAAGGACUCCCGAUCUGUCCCGGAUUUAAUCAACUAUUUUCUGUCCCCAGAGAGAUUGACAGCAGACAAUAAAUACCACUGUGAGAAAUGUGCUUCCUUGCAGGAUGCUGAGAAGGUGGCAGAGCUGACAGAGGGCCCACACUACCUCAUCCUCACACUGCUGCGGUUCUCCUUCGACCCGCAGACCAUGAAGAGGAGGAAGAUCCUGGACAAUGUCUCCAUCCCUGUGGUGCUCAAACUGCCCAUUCUCGUCUCUUCAGAGGAAACUGAGGACAUCUGUUGGCAUGGGAAGGACAGGUCUGACCUGGGCAGCACCUUCGUGUCCGCUGUGUAUGAUCUCUGCAGCGUGGUGGUGCAUUCGGGCAUCUCCUCCGAGAGUGGCCACUAUUACUGCUACUCCAGAGAGUGCACUGAUACGGUGCCCCAUGCACAGCCCCGGGAUGGGACUCCAAAACCGGCUUCUGACAAGCAGCUGGACUUUGAAAUCCCAUGGUACCUCUUCAAUGACACCAGGGUUUCCUUCUCCUCCUUUGAAUCAGUCAGCAAUGUGACUUCUUUCUUCCCCAAGGACACUGCCUACGUGCUCUUCUACAGGCAGCGGUUGGGCAGGCCAAGCUCCCCACUGCACGAGGCUGUGGCAGAAGCCAGCCACCUGCACAGCGAACCCUCCCUCAAUAAGGACUUGAUGGAAGCCAUCUCCAAAGACAACAUCCUCUACUUGCAGGAGCAGGAAAAAGAGGCAAGGAACAGAGCUGCCUACAUUUCCACCUUGCCAAAAUCCCCGCUGUGGUGGAGAGACUUUGAGAGGGACAAGGACGAUGACAGCUCAUCAGGAGGAUGCAGUCCUGCGGGGGGUGGAGGUGGAUCUGGCUCUUUCCAUGGACUCGUCUUCUAGCAAUUGGUAUCUAGCAGACAGCACGUGUCCAUGGGGCUGACCCGAAGCUGGAGGCUCCUCUUUCUCACCUCGGUAACAGCAAGCAACUCAGGAGAGGAUUUGGGGAACAAUGCAAUGGAAGAAGACUCAGGGGCUGAUUUGUAGACUGUUGCUGGCACCUUGAAGAUCCUACUGCUUCCUAUGCACUUAAUGCCUUAAAUUAACCCUUGCAGCUGAGCGCCUACGGAGACAAGCGUCUGCCAACAGCUUGGAGAAGUGCCCUUCUGCUUCAGCGUAGCACUGUCAUGCCUGCUGCCACCAGCCUGGGGAGGGGUGAGGAUGGACCCAGCAAUGCCUGGGGGAUGGAGACCUCCCACACGCAUCCCCUCUGCAGUCCUUCCUGUGGCACUGAGUUCUGGGGGACCUUUCCUGAGUUGUUUUAUUUUAAUGAGCUUUUGCCAGCCCACCUUGAGGCGCACCUAAUGGUGGGAAAAGCCCGAAUAAGGCCCAGCAGUCAACACUGCAGUGCCAGUAUUCCGAGGUGGUAACCUUGCAAGCAUGGUGGCACUGAGCAGCAGCAGGACAACCUGGACGAUGCUGAAGGUCACAAACUGCCCCCAGCUAUGAGAGACUGAGCAGCUCUGGUUGGUUCUUUAGGGCUCCAUUGGGCCCUUCUUAUGUCACUGGUGACCUCUGGAUGCUGUGAGUGGACACGGCAGUCCCAGCUGUUUGUCCACAUGUGUCUUUAAGACUUGGUUACUCUGGUGUUUCCUGGUUUCUGGGCCUGAUCUGGCAGGCUUGACAACUGGGCUUUCUUCUAGGAUGCCUUGAGCUAAGACCCCGAAACCCACCAGCUAUUUCCUAAAAUACUGAUUUGCUAGGAAAGGAACCCAACCAGAUUCACUGUACGCACCCUAUAUAAGUACAUACUAUGUAAAGCAGUGCUUUCUGCAUAAUCAGCCACAGAACGGGGGCUGAUUUGGGUGGCAGGAGCCAACACAAGCCCUGGGCAGUGUAUCUAUAGGAUCGUAGCUCCAUCCUACAGUGCCCCUAGCCCACUGUCCCAACCUGCUUCUUACUUGCAUUUCUAGUAAAGGUAGCUUGAGCUCAAGUGGCAGAAGUGUGUGCCUUCGGUGCCGUGUGUGGGCCCUAAUUUUGACUGUGGGGUGUCAGGGGAGCACUGUGUUGCUGUGGAGGAGAAGACAAAGCACAGCCAUUGCUACGGGGGAUGUAAGCAAAGGAUUGAAUCUCUUGGUGUAUAUAUUCUUUUAUUUUCAUCCCUACAUAUAAAUAAAGGAAAUCAAUUCAAUAUUA
This is a messenger RNA of Gallus gallus (chicken), 4796 nucleotides long. RefSeq names its product ubiquitin specific peptidase 35 (gene USP35). Lineage: Eukaryota; Metazoa; Chordata; Aves; Galliformes; Phasianidae. Gene Ontology annotation, cellular component: cytosol; nucleus. Bases 510 to 3503 code for a protein of 997 amino acids. Gene Ontology annotation, molecular function: cysteine-type endopeptidase activity; cysteine-type deubiquitinase activity. The transcript is spliced from 14 exons. Gene Ontology annotation, biological process: protein deubiquitination; ubiquitin-dependent protein catabolic process. The record is from RefSeq and is a predicted model, not a curated record.